Tetrahymena thermophila SB210 is the source of this 846-nucleotide messenger RNA. RefSeq names its product RNA recognition motif protein. NCBI's taxonomy places the organism in Eukaryota, Ciliophora, Oligohymenophorea, Hymenostomatida, Tetrahymenidae. The transcript is spliced from 5 exons. The record is from RefSeq and is a predicted model, not a curated record. Gene Ontology annotation, molecular function: RNA binding.
AUGGCUGACAAGGAAGAAAUCACUUUAGAUGCUUAUGCUAAGAAGCAAAAAUUCUAAGAAGGUGGCAAUAAAAAGAAGGAAAACGGCAAAGGAGGAAAAGGUAGAAUUGAAAAGAAAUUGAACGGAGUAAAAUCUGUCAAAGGUGCUAUCCGUCGUACUGGUCGCUAAGAUAACAAUCGCUCUGGAGGGAAACCUCGUUAAAACUCCUCAAAUAAUUCAAACAAAUAGAGGAGCAUCAGCAGACCUGUUAAGGAAUCUAGACCUGCUAAGAUCAAAACUGUUCGCCCUAUUCCUGAACACAAAAAAAGAAUCGUCAAAGUUUACAACUUAGUUCCUAAUAUUAACAACGAAGAAUUCUAUAACCUCUUUGUCAAAUAUGGAAGUAUCGAGUAAUCAAAGAUCGAAACUGAUAAGAAAGGAAAGUCUGAAGAAAAGGGUUAUGUUGUUUACAGAGAUAACGAUGCUGCUAAGCGUGCUAUUGAUGACUUGAAUGGUGUCGAAUUAGAAGGUAGAAUAAUUACAGUUGAAUUCAUGAAGGACGGUGACAAACUCCCUGAUAGACAAAAUAACAAUGCUAGCAGUGGAGAAAGAGAAAGAAGAAACUCCGAUAGCCAUAAUAGCCAAGGUGUAUAAAAGAAGAGAAUCUUUAAGGAUAAGGAUAACAGAAGAGAUAGCAGAAGAGAUAGAGAUAGAAACAGUAACAAUGGCAACAAAAGAAGAGAUUUCGAUAGAAAUAGAAGAAAUAACGGUUCUCACAAUAAUAAUGGAAACAGAAAUAGAAACAAUAACAGAAAUAAUAACAAUAACAGAAAUAACAAUAGAAAUAACAGAAAAUACAGCAAAUGA